AUGGCUGAGGCAAUUCUCGAUGUCACUGAUAACGGUCUGUCGCAGCGCCAGGCUUCUCAGAAAGGGGGGAUACCCCAGAGUACUACUUCCAGCAGAAUGCGAGGUCGGUCGGCAUUAACUGACCAGGAACAGCCUGAAAAACUCUUAUCCAGAGACCAGGAUGCCAACUUGGUUGCCUGGACUCUUCUCCAAGAAUCUCUGGGUUACGCUCCGUCCCAGAGUCAAAUCCGCGCCUGCGUUGUUGCCCUUCUGAAACAGCAAGGCUGCGACUCAAGAUUGGGACGUCAUUGGGUAGAAAAGUUCAUUCAACGCCAUCCGGAACUUAGAAGCAAGGCCGGUAGGCGUCAGGAAGCCAACAGAUUUGACUCAUUUACUCCCAAAGCCGUGCACUGGUACUUUGACAUCAGGGAGAUGGAGUACGGGUGGAUCAAGCCGGAGAACACGGUGAAUGUUGAUGAAGGAGGGAUUAUGUCGGGCUUUGUCUGGUGGUUGGCAGUUCGGACCCCAAACGGAAGACUCUUCUCAAGGGACCCCAGUCCCGAAGUUGGACCACUUUAUAGAGGCCAUCACCGCCGACGGGCGCGCCUUGACUCAGGCAUCAUAUUUAAGGGUAAAUACCUUCAGGCACAGUGGUUUAAAGAGGAGUUUCGAAGAUUUGCGGACUGGCACUACAUAACUUCACCAAAUGGAUGGACGGACAAUCACAUUGCCGUUGAAUGGCUUGAGGAAGUCUAUUUGCCUCAGACGCGGCCUGACGACGACUCUGAGACCAGGCUUAUCAUUCUGGAUAGACAUGGGAGUCAUGCAACGCCAUUAGACAACGGUGUUUUCAAUGCUAUAAAGACAGCCUACCGGAAGGAGCUUGACAGACUGGCUUCUUUGACGGAUUCCACGCCUGUUGACAAGGUCAACUUUAUACAGUCUGACAUUCACAGCGCCCUUGAGGCAAUCGCCAAUGGCGGAUCCGCCAAGAAGGCUGCUCGCGAUUGGGGCGUCGAGGGCAACUCUUACAAUCGCAUGCAUGGUCACGAAUGCAGAAAGGAUGCAUUUUCUGCUCUUCAGAGGCUUUCUCAGACACAGGAAAAGCAACUUACCGAAUGGAUUCUCAUUCAGGACGCCUUGGGCCUUCCUCCCACUCACUCGCAGAUCAGGCAGUUCGCGCAGCGCAUGCUCGCCGUCAAAGGAGACCACACACCGCUCGGAAAACACUGGAUGCAAGCAUUUUUAAGACGAAAUCCUGCAGUUCGGACCCAGAAGUGCCAUCACAGAGACUCUGCGCGUGUCAACGGCGCUUCUACCGAGGUAAUUCGGCCUUGGUUCAACAAUUUCUUCCUUCCCGAGAUUCUGGCUAUUAAGCCGGAGAACAGGUACAACAUGGAUGAAGCAGGCAUCAUGGAAGGACUUGGGGAGAAUGGCCUGGUCGUUGGCAGUGCUGAAAACGAUCUGUACAAAAGAAGACGCCUGGUUCUCGGGUCUGGACGUCGUUCAUCGAGUGCGUGUCCGCUGCCGGCACCUUCCUCCCUCCACUCGUCAUUUUCAAGGGCAAAUCGGUCCAGCAACAGUGGUUCCCAGAAGAUCUCAGUACUUUUAGUGACUGGCAAUUCCUGCGACAAAGAACGGCUGGACUUCGGACCAAACUGCGGUGGAGUGGCUCGAAAAGGUGUUCAUUCCAAGAACCCAGCCACCCGACCCUUCGGAGCGAAGACUGCUAAUUCACCUUCUUUUCUUACCUCCUCUCAUGUGCUGCAACCGCUCGAUUUGUCUGUCUUCUCCGCUCUUAAGCACUACUACCGCAAACAGGUCGGAUUUCUCAGCCUCCUGACCGAUUCAAGCCCAGUCGGCAAGCAAAACUUUCUUUCCUGCUACCAGAAAGCACGCGAGCAAGCGCUCACUGUGUCAAACAUCAAGGGUGGCUGGAAAGCGACGGGUUGUGGCCGGUGUCGAUGGCGAAGCCACUUUGAGCCCUCUUCUGCUGGAGAACAGCAACAGACGCAAAAGAACGCGAAAAUGUGGCCAAUGCAUUCAAUAGCCACUUACCCACCAGUGACUGGCAAUCAGACACAUCCCAGAUUGCGUGGUCGACCCCGAGGCGCUCGCAAGAUCUGA
Hirsutella rhossiliensis is the source of this 2106-nucleotide messenger RNA. RefSeq names its product DDE superfamily endonuclease domain-containing protein. Lineage: Eukaryota; Fungi; Ascomycota; Sordariomycetes; Hypocreales; Ophiocordycipitaceae. The record is from RefSeq and is a predicted model, not a curated record. Gene Ontology annotation, cellular component: nucleus. The transcript is spliced from 5 exons. Gene Ontology annotation, molecular function: DNA binding. The coding region runs from base 1 to 2106 and encodes 701 amino acids.